Molecule: messenger RNA, 3745 nt
Organism: Folsomia candida
Lineage: Eukaryota; Metazoa; Arthropoda; Collembola; Entomobryomorpha; Isotomidae
Product: protein Wnt-1
Exons: 8
Coding region: 1967-3115 (382 amino acids)
Biological process (GO): canonical Wnt signaling pathway; cell fate commitment; multicellular organism development
Cellular component (GO): extracellular region
Molecular function (GO): cytokine activity; frizzled binding
Source: RefSeq, a predicted model, not a curated record
AAGAAUGAAUGGAGUAUAUUUAUUUUGAGAGCAGGAGAACGUGAUGUGGGAAGACCCCAGACGCGAAGGACCCUGGUUGACCAUUUCCAAAGAUAUAUCCAUUUCCAAGGCGGUGUACCGGAAUCCAAUUCAACCUGUUCUCUUUCUCUCUCCGUCCUUCCUUGUACAUGCUUAUUGUGCUUAUGCUGCCUACCUUUGGAGCCCAGGUAUGCCAUUCCACAAGCACUGCUUACUUGCAUCGAUACCACCACCAGGAACAUGUCCACGAAAUCUUUCUCAGGAGGAAAAUGAAGGGAGGACCUUUGGAGGAACACACAAAGUGGUGGAAAACCUCUGCUGCUGCCUGCCUACACACUCCAUGCACAUAUGUAAAGAGCUACGUAAGCGCAGUAUCUCCAAUAUCUUGUUCGAGGUCCAUUCCACGGUCCAUCCAUCCAUCUAAUACCCUCUCCAUUUCGAGAUAGAGAAGGUAAUCACAACGGUGGUGUGAUGGUGCAGCAGCAGCAACGUCGUGGUACUGCUUUCCACUGAGUAAGUGAUCCUACGCUCAACGCAACACCGGAAAAAAAGCUCCACAACCAAACUAAUCCAUCCAUCCAUAAUAACGCUGCUCUUGACUCUGUUGUCAAUCCAAAAAAUUUCUCACUUUUGUCCCGUGUUUCUCCACCAACUCAUCACCAGCAACGCACGCUGCACGUCUCGCAAAAACUGGGUAAAAGUACGGUAAUUUUGCAUGGAAAAAGUGCCAAAUUGUUGGUGGCCCAGUCCGUCGUCUUUGAGGAGACCGAAGCAAAACAAGUGUUGAAAAGUGAUCCUCGGGAGGAGCGAACAUAACUCUUUGAGACUUCUUUUGAUGAUAAUAUCAUCUCAAGUUUCUCAUAUACAAACAAACUUAGGAAUCGUUAAAUUUGACCCCACGAAUUUUCUGUGUGUGGCUCGCUGCGGGAUUUAAAACUUUGAGCACGAAUCGUAACGUCGGACAGUUUUGAUUAUACGAGAUUACAUUUCAUUUUCCAUGUCCAAAUCUUGCGUUACAUUCGAACCGACGACGAGUGCCUCACAUCACAGCCAGACGAACGAGAUAUCGUAAUAAUCGUGUCAAAAUAAAUAGCAUCACGUUGACAUGCUCAGGCUGCUCUCCUCAUGAAAUAAUGAGUUCAAUUACAGUCGAUUAGCACAAGUAAUUGAAUCAGAAGGAUGAACUAACAAAUUGUGGCAGCUCAGUGUCCAGUGGAGAGAAUCACAACACGAAUGUAUAACCAUUAGGGACUUGUGUUUCAAAACCUGUCCAAACACAUCUCACAACCGCCACCACCUGCAGAUUCGCCUUAAAAGCGCAUUCAUUUGGCAACCCGUCAAACCUUGUUUGCAUGAAUGUUGUCCCGAUUUGGUCAAAUUCCCCUUUUGAGGCCGGAAUGACUCUGUAAAUUGCCAAUUCAAUUAUGUCACUUUGUUAAAGAGAGAAGAUAACCACUGUGUCGUGGCCUCAACCAUUCUGCAGACAGUUUCAGUCUAAACAAACUGAAAAAAAAAUUAUUAAACGUCAAAAACAAGAAGUGGAAGCUAUGCACUUCAUUUCUACCCACGAAUCAAGAUCGUAAAGGAUUCACGACGGUCAUUAUCAUCGAGAUCCAGUCGAGUCGAGUACCCAACAACAACUUGCUCCUGCUGUAUUGUUUAGUCUCAAUUUAUAGUUGGACUCACGUAACUCGUUCUACUUGAACUUUUGCACACAUGUAAAAAUUGUAUCAAUUCGCGACCACUGCACUGCUCAAUUUUGUGGGGUCAACCAGACUCAAGUUGUGAACUCCUGUCAGUACGUACACCCUCCUUGAGAAAUUUCUGCUGGAAACAAUGGGAAAGUGGACCACCGAGUAACUGGGGACUGCAAUUUCUGAAAAGUCUUCAACUUCUGCCAACCCACGGCAAAGACGGACGGAAGGAAGGAAGAGGCGAUCCUCCCACAAUGGACGGCCAGUGGCUUCUACUCUUGUCAGUUAUUGCUACCUCAAUUCAUCUCUCCUCAGGGAGAUUUGACGCCACGUCAGUGUCAGCAUUCUCGUCGUCCGUGGUCACGCAACCCCACAUGCCGACCACCACCCACAUGCUCAUCGACCCCUCGCGCCUGUGUCGCAAAGGACGCAACAAGAACCUUCGCGACUCAAUGAACUUCAUUCACGGGAAGACGCAGAUUGCGGUGGCCACCGGCGGCAGGCGGCACCGGAGAAAAGUUCGCAGCUUUUGCAACAAGGAGCCAGAGAUGAUCCGCGAGGCGAAGAGGGGCUCUCAAAUUGCAACCACCGAGUGCCAAUACCAAUUCAAGAAUCGCCAUUGGAACUGUUCCGCCCUCCCGAGGAGCAUCAGACGCGUUCUUUCCAGAGACACGAGAGAGACGGCGUAUGUUCAUGCCAUCACUGCGGCGGGGGUGACCUUCUCAGUGACCCAGGCGUGCAGCUCAGGUCAAGUCCAAGACUGCCCUUGCGACCGAACGCUCUCAGGGAAAUCGACGGACGGGAGUUGGGAGUGGGGUGGCUGUGGAGACAACGUAUUUAUCGGCUAUGAGAGAUCUAAAGAUAUCUUGGACAUCAAAAUUCGACGACGGAGUGAUAUCCGGAGUCUGAUGCUGCUGCAUAACAACGAAGCUGGCCGUUUGGCCGUGAAAAACAACAUGCGUCUGGUUUGCAAGUGUCACGGGCUGUCUGGAUCUUGCACACUCAAGACUUGUUGGCAGAAGGUGCCUUCAUUCCGAGAAAUUGGCGAGAUGCUAAAGCUGAAGUUUGACGGGGCAGUGCAGGUGAUUCCGGGCAACGAUGGCAAGUCCCUGGUGCCUUCGAAGGCCUCCAUCAAGCCGCCAGAGAAGGACGACCUCAUCUACUUUGACGAGUCGCUGGACUUUUGUCAGUACAGCAACAAGACGGGUUCGCUGGGAACGCAGGGAAGGGAGUGCAACGCCACGUCGUACGGCGUGGACGGGUGCGAGCUGCUCUGCUGUGGGCGAGGCUACCGGAGACGAAGGGUCACCGAGAGGAAGAACUGUAGAUGCAAGUUCCACUGGUGCUGUGAGGUCACGUGUGACACUUGCAUCGUCACAAAGGAGAUUUACACGUGUAGAUAAGCCCAAUUAUUGGUUAGUCCCCCCCCCCAAGAAAAACAUAUUUCCCAACCCAUCUCGACCACUGAUCGGUCGCCCCAUAAUUCGUACUCCCACAACGUUGUGUAAAUUUUUAUUGUAAAUUUAUCUGUAGAAUUUUAUUUGAGUUUAAGACGAAGGAGAAUAUUUAUUUAUUUUUUACUAACAAUUAUUUGACUUGUUGGUCACCAAAUGCCUUUCAUUGUAAAACUAUUAUGACUCAAUCCUUGUUUAACUAGUUUAAUUAGUAAUUAGCUUAAUUAUUAAAGUACCGACUUUUUUGGGAUUUGUAUAAUCUUGACUCUUUCAUAGUAUCGCUGGCACUCGAAUGCGUUUCUCGUGAAUCGCGAAGAAUUCUCCAGUGCCAAAGUCAGUCAUUUUAUAAGCAAUUCAUGAGUGGCAGAGUAAUUAAGGAUUUGAACUGGUAUUUAUAAUAGCUUUACCUUUGUAAUCGCGUCAACUGACUGCAACCUUCAAUGGAUUUUACUGCUCUACUAACAUUAAAUGUUAAAUGCGCUCAGAAUUUCCACGACUAUUUCAAAAAAUAAUAUGAUAAUAUUUGUAGUGCGGAUAAGUUGGUACAAUAAAUUAUUUAUUUCAGUUUUUACAAUCAAA